Molecule: messenger RNA, 801 nt
Organism: Adineta ricciae
Lineage: Eukaryota; Metazoa; Rotifera; Eurotatoria; Adinetida; Adinetidae
Source: the annotation of a GenBank genome assembly
AUGGAAUCAAACGGUACACAUUCUCAUAAACGAAAAUUAGCCGCUGAAAUCAGUUCAUCUAUCGAUCACGAUCAAAUGUUGAGAUAUCAAGAACUUGAAACGCAUGUCAAAAAUAUUCUUGAAGAACUUCAAAUAAUCAAAAACGAAAAUCGAACUCUGAAAUCACAGAUUGAUAAACUUCAACAACAAUAUGAUCAACUAGCAUCACAAAAUCAGAAAGAGAAUUCCGAAUGGAAUCAAUAUUCUCAUAAAAUACAUUCUGAGAAUUCUGAAUACGACACAUUGGUCAAACAAUUUGAAGAACGUUGUGAUUUAGUUGAAUCAAGCAACCAAACUCUCACGGAAAGACUCGAUAGUUGUCAGCAAACAUUUGAAAAUCAACUCACCAAUCUUCAACAACAAUUGAAUAACUUUGGAAUUCAAGAUACAAAGUCUAUUCAACAACAAUCCGUAGACAAGGAAAUGUCUUCAUUUGAUGAAAACAAUGAUGGUGGUGCGAUUAUUGAAGAAGCUCUGUGCACACCUUGUGAAUCACAAAUUUCAUUAUCCACUGAUGAAAUUCAAUAUGGAUUAUUCGAUAUUUGUGAGAAGUAUAAGGUUAUUGUCUUGAAAGAGAAAGAUAAAUUAAAAUUAUUUGACUAUUAUGAACAAACAGAUGAACGUUCAUGGGGAGAAGUUGGAAAUAAAAAUUUUGCCACGUGCAUUCAUUGGUGUUCGUUUCUUGAUAAAUUCUUAAUUCUAUACAGAUUUGGUUUAUAUAGCUNAAUGAUGAGAAAAUAUGAAUACUGUAUUUUUCUGUAA